GACCCCAUAGUGGCUGCAUCCCUGGCUGGCACUGGCCUUGAGGAGGCUGUAAGGCACCCUGGCACACUACCCACCACGGGACUCCAACCAUGUGACUGUCCAACCAGCUGGGCUCUGGGGCCAUGGCGGAGUGACCUUCAGGAUACCCCUCUGCAUCAGCCUCGAGGGGGUGGAGACCCCAGGGCUGGACACACCCCACCGUGGCCCCAGAGCCCAGCUGGUCGGACGGUCGCACGGUCGGACGCAGGACCCCGGAGCCCUAAGGUGGGCAGUGUGCCAGGGUCCCUCACAGCCUCCUCAAGCUCCAUCCAGGCUAUGGGCAUCAAGACAGCACUGCCUGCAGCGGAGGUGGGCCUGUACUCCCUGGUGCUGAGCGGGGCCCUAGCUUAUGCUGGCCGGGGCCUCCUUGAGGCUUCACAAGAUGGGGCCCACAGGAAGGCCUUCCGGGAGUCUGUGCGACCUGGCUGGGAGUACAUUGGCCGGAAGAUGCUCCGCUCCUGGAUGUAUGCUGUGUAUGGGGCCCUGGCCGUGGUGGGCACAAUGGGCCCGUGGUACCUGCUGCUGUUGCUGGGCCACUGUGUGGGCCUCUAUAUGGUCUCACUCUUGGGCCAGCCCUGGCUCUGUCUUGGCCUCGGCCUGGCCAGCCUUGCCUCAUUCAAACUGGACCCUCUAAUCUCCUGGCAGAGCGGGUUUGUAACAGGGACUUUUGAUCUUCAAGAGGUGCUGUUUCACGGGGGCAGCGGUUUCACGGUGCUGCGAUGUACCAGCUUUGCACUGGAAAGCUGUGCCCACCCUGACCGCCGUUACUCCCUAGCUGACCUGCUCAAGUACAACUUCUACCUGCCUUUCUUCUUUUUUGGACCCAUCAUGACCUUUGACCGCUUCCACGCCCAGGUGAGCCAGGUAGAGCCGGUGCGGCGCGAGGGCGAGUUGUGGCGCAUCCGGGCCCAGGCAGGCCUCAGCGUGGUGGCUAUCGUGGCCGUGGACAUCUUCUUCCACUUCUUCUACAUCCUCACCAUCCCCAGUGACCUCAAGUUCGCCAACCGCCUCCCAGACAGCGCCCUCGCUGGCCUAGCUUAUUCAAACCUGGUGUACGACUGGGUGAAGGCGGCCGUCCUCUUCGGCGUCGUCAACACCGUGGCGCGCCUCGACCACUUGGACCCACCCCAGCCUCCCAAGUGCAUCACAGCGCUCUACGUGUUCGCCGAGACGCACUUUGACCGUGGCAUCAACGACUGGCUUUGCAAGUACGUGUAUGACCACAUUGGUGGGAAGCACUCUUCGGUGAUCCCAGAGCUGGGGGCCACUGUGGCCACAUUUGCUAUCACCACUCUGUGGCUUGGGCCUUGUGAUAUUGUCUACCUGUGGUCAUGCCUUAACUGCUUUGGCCUCAACUUUGAGCUCUGGGUACAGAAGCUGGCAGAGUGGGGACCCCUAGCACACAUUGAGGCCUCUCUAUCGGAGCAGAUGUCCCGCAGGGUCCGAGCCAUCUUUGGGGCCAUGAACUUCUGGGCCAUCAUCAUGUACAACCUUGUAAGCCUGAACAGCCUUGAGUUCACAGAGCUGGUCGCACAGCGCCUGCUACUCAGAGGUGAGGGACAGGGGAUACAGUAUGUACCAGGUGUCAGUGUGGAGGACUCUGACCUUCUGAAAUGUCCCUACUGCACCACAGUUCCCCAGGGACUCAUCAGGGAGAACCAGUCAAGUGGGGAGAGAACAGUCACUGGGUUGGGGGGAUGGCGCUGCUCCCAGACACCAUGACUUCCGCCCCAUACAGGGUUCCCCCAGACCACGCUGGCUGUCCUGUUUGUCACCUACUGUGGUGUCCAACUGGUGAAGGAGCGAGAGCGAACCCUGGCGCUGGAGGAGGAGCAGAAGCAGGACAGAGAGAAGCCAGAGUAGAGGGGACAGGAAGAGGAACAGGCUCUGCUUAGGUGUUCCUGGGCCCAGGCCCAGCCCAGGCCAGAUGGGGCUGACCGAUAGAAUAAAAGAUUUUUCUACCAUG
This is a messenger RNA of Phacochoerus africanus (Common warthog), 2005 nucleotides long. RefSeq names its product hedgehog acyltransferase like (gene HHATL). Bases 316 to 1761 code for a protein of 481 amino acids. The transcript has 11 exons. Lineage: Eukaryota; Metazoa; Chordata; Mammalia; Artiodactyla; Suidae. Gene Ontology annotation, cellular component: endoplasmic reticulum. Gene Ontology annotation, molecular function: acyltransferase activity. The record is from RefSeq and is a predicted model, not a curated record. Gene Ontology annotation, biological process: negative regulation of N-terminal protein palmitoylation.